Trichoderma gamsii is the source of this 678-nucleotide messenger RNA. RefSeq lists its product as hypothetical. Lineage: Eukaryota; Fungi; Ascomycota; Sordariomycetes; Hypocreales; Hypocreaceae. The transcript has a single exon. Bases 1 to 678 code for a protein of 225 amino acids. The record is from RefSeq and is a predicted model, not a curated record.
AUGGUAAAAAGAAAAUCCAAUGACAGCGAGCCUAUGCCGCACAAAAGGGCCAAGCUCAAUCACCCAACUGCAGCUGUUGUAGACUGCCAGACUCUCGAUCUCAAUACCUCACAUAGCACUCUCUUGUCGCCUGCGCGGCUCCAGAAGCGCAAGAGGACGACGGACCUACCGGAUGAUCCAUCAACUGCUAAACGAGCUAAACGAUGCUCAUCUGAUCCAGAGCUUCUCCUGUGGCAGGGCCUUGAGGAGCAGCCACGUCCAGAAGGAGAGGAACCGCACUACGACUUGACUCAGACGUAUUUCCGACAAUCAAAAAUAAGUGCUAUGCGCUUCUUAGACGAACACAGGCGACACGAUAGAGAUUCUGACCACCGAAACCCCCUACCAAGUCCAGAUCUUUCUGAUGACGAAGUAGCGCAACAUGCCACCAUCGAGUCCUUUUCGGUACGGGAUGCCACGCCGCCAGCAUCAGCUAUACUUCAAAGAGAAGCGACGCCACCUCGAAAAAAGAAGCGGGAACCUCGCAUGCAGAGCAAAAACAGGGCCGAGAUUGCUCUGUUUACGCUGGACAGAGAGCAGAUUUUUUUACGCUCUAAGCGAUCAUCUAGACGAGACCAAGGGUGCAGUCUGUGGCAUCUAGCCGAUGACGGAAAAGCACGCCCUGUGGUUUAUACGUGA